GCUUCAUGUAAUAUAUUGAAAGAUAAGACUUCUCGAGCGAGGAAGAAAGUCGCAUCACGUUUUCCUGGAGUUCCACUCGUUUGCUUUGAACAUUGUUUUAUUAGGGGUGCAAACCAUCUCAUAGCUUUAACGGCUCCAUCCAAUGUAUCAGCCGACCUGCGCCGAGGCUCCCACGUCGACACAAAUUAAACAUUCCUAUCGGCGGUCAAACUCGCGUCUUCCUCGUCGCUCUCGGCUUCCCGUUGCAGAAAGGGCGAGCCAAGUAUGGACUUGGAAUCCUACUGCUCAAUAUGCCUUCAUAUACAUAAAGGCGAGGUCGACUACUGAUCAAAGUGCCUCGAUUAGGGUAAGACGGGAGCUUCCUUGUGGUGAUAGAUUCUGUAGCCAAGAGGAUGAUGAGAAGUCAGUAGCCAUGGGAACUGGAAUUCGAGAUCUGCGAGGAGCGAUGAACGGGUUCAAGCAUGACCAGCUCUUCCCUGGUCCAAUCACUGCCGAUGGUCUCAAACUCAAAGGGCUGCCGCCACCGACGACCGCCGCCUACCUGGAUGGCUUCAUCGAUAUGCAAGAUGGUCCUUUUCUUCAGGCCCCUUCUGAUUCUGCCUUGAAUGCGAGUGCUCCGCGUUCGUUCAAGGAUGAUCUCUUUACCGAGGAGGACGCCUUGAACAGCUUAGAUUUGGGAGGACAGCAGCAAUCGUCGAACCACCGGAGUAGCCGGCUCGACCUCCCAGAUGACCAUCCUGGUCUCCCGCCCUCGGUCUGCACUCCAAACGCCAACGUUUCGCCAGUGACCGAGACAGGUACCCUGGACGACUCUGAGAUCUUCUCUGAUAUCGGUCUCAACUACAUUAGUCAGAUGCUCAUGGAGGAGAACACCGAUGAUAAGUUUGAUGUCUAUCUAGAGAACCCAGCCCUCUUUGAUCCAGAGGAUACCUUCCUUGAGAUCUUACGUGAGAACUUGACAGCUUCACCUGGUCAACCACCAUUAUGUUCCAGCCAUUUCUCUGACAGCCCGGAUGGUGACCACCAUGGGAGCUCCGGUAGCAGCACGGUCAUGGACAACAGCCACUCGUAUGAUGCCCCAGAGACUCGUCCUGUCCCUAUCGAUGACUCCCCGCAGUCUUCGUUUUCCUUCGUGAAUAGCUUCGGUGAUAUCUUAGAAGGGGUGGAGGAAUCUCUUCUGAGCACUCUUGUAGCUCCUGAUCUGCCUGCCGACAGCCAACCCGCGUGGCAAUUCCAGGGAGGGAUUGAGGAGGCACAUAAAUUCCUUCCGAGCAAUGAUAAGUUGGCGAUCAACUUAGAAGCCAAUAAUUUCUACCUACCACAAGUGCCAAAUGAGGGGACGAGACUGGUCGAGGUCAACGCAGAGGGUGGAGUCAGUGAACAUGCAGUUCAUCCGUCGAGAGGUCGGAAAAACCGGCAUGGCGAGGAUCUGGAUUUGGAGGAGGGAAGGAGCAUCAAACAAUCUGCUGUCUUCUCCGGGGAGACCGGUCGCACCAAAUUGUUUGAUGAGGUUUUCCUGUGCAGCGGGGGGAGUUGCACCAAGGCCGUUGACAAAUUCCGAGAAAGAUCGCAGAACGAAGCAAGUAAAGUCUCUCACGGCAGUCGUUCCAAAGGCAGGAAGGGUCGAGGGAAGAAGCAACCGAAGAGGGAGGUGGUGGAUCUAAGUACUCUCCUGACCCAUUGCGCUCAUGCCGUGGCCGCAGAUGAUCAUCGAAGCGCAAAUGAGUUGCUGAAGCAGAUCAGACAGCACUCCUCGCCUUUUGGAGACGCAAACCAGAGGUUGGCUCAUUGGUUCGCCGACGGCCUGCAGGCUCGCCUCGCCGGUACAGGGAGCCAGAUCUACCAUUCCUUGACGGCAAAACGGAUUCCCGUCACCGACGUCCUGAAAGCUUACCAGCUUUACAUGGCUGUCUGUCCUUUCAGGAAGGUCUCCCAUUUCUUUGCGACGCAGACCAUCCUCAAUGUGGCAGAGAAGGCAACGAGGUUGCACAUCAUAGAUUUCGGCAUGUACUACGGAUUCCAGUGGCCAUGUUUCCUGCAACGCCUCUCUUCUCGGCCUGAUGGCCCUCCGAAGGUUCGGAUGACCGGCAUCGACGUCCCCAGGCAUGGAUUCCGCCCGACCGAGCUGAUCGACGAAACGGGGCGUCGCUUAGCCGAUUACGCAUCCAGCUUCCGCAUCCCUUUCGAGUUCCGCUCGAUUGCAGCGGCCAAGUGGGAUGACAUCCGAGUGGAGGACCUCGACCUUCGUGACGACGAGGUGGUCGUCGUCAACUGUUUGUACCGGUUCAAGAACCUGUUGGACGAGACGGUGGUGGUGGAUAACCCGAGGGACAAGGUGUUGAACACCAUAAGAAAGAUCAACCCGGAUGUGUUCGUUCACGGUGUCGUCAAUGGCACGUACAGCGCUCCGUUCUUCGUCAUCCGCUUCAGGGAAGCUUUGUUCCACUAUUCUUCCUUGUUCGACAUGAUCGGGACGAAUGCGCCACAGGAGGAUGAAUCGAGGCAGCUGAUCGAGAAGGUCCUCUUCGGCCGAGAGGCGCUCAACGUCCUUGCCUGCGAGGGCACGGAGAGGUUGGAGAGGCCGGAGACUUACAAGCAGUGGCAUGUGAGGAACCUGAGGGCGGGGUUCGUGCAGCUUCCAUUGAACCGCGACAUCGUGAAGAAUGCGACGGAUAAGAUGAAGUCCUGCUACCACAAGGACUUCGUCGUGGACGAAGACAAGCGGUGGCUGCUGCAAGGGUGGAAAGGGCGUAUCGUUUAUGCCUUAUCGACAUGGAAAUCCAAUAGUUCCUACUAGAUUUGCUUCUAAUUCUUUGCGUCUUUGUAGCAUACGACGUGAAUGAAGUUUCAUUUUGCAUC
Musa acuminata AAA Group (dessert banana) is the source of this 2859-nucleotide messenger RNA. RefSeq names its product scarecrow-like protein 9. Gene Ontology annotation, cellular component: nucleus. The record is from RefSeq and is a predicted model, not a curated record. Lineage: Eukaryota; Viridiplantae; Streptophyta; Magnoliopsida; Zingiberales; Musaceae. The transcript is spliced from 2 exons. Gene Ontology annotation, biological process: regulation of DNA-templated transcription. Gene Ontology annotation, molecular function: DNA-binding transcription factor activity; sequence-specific DNA binding. Bases 143 to 2797 code for a protein of 884 amino acids.